This is a messenger RNA of Aedes aegypti (yellow fever mosquito), 1356 nucleotides long. Its product is annotated as opsin-1. Bases 151 to 1284 code for a protein of 377 amino acids. The record is from RefSeq and is a predicted model, not a curated record. NCBI's taxonomy places the organism in Eukaryota, Metazoa, Arthropoda, Insecta, Diptera, Culicidae. Gene Ontology annotation, biological process: visual perception; G protein-coupled receptor signaling pathway; phototransduction. Gene Ontology annotation, molecular function: G protein-coupled receptor activity. Gene Ontology annotation, cellular component: membrane. The transcript has a single exon.
UCUUUGGUUCAACAGCAGGUCUGAAGUAGUUCGCCUUCGUUGCGAUUUUCUUCAGCUCCUCUUGGAUAAUUAACAUCAGCAGUGGUGGUGUCAGUGUGACCAAAUUCUUCGCAACCUAAGUGAUCAAAAGUGACUUAACAAAGCUUCAAGAUGGCCUCGUACGGUGCUUGGAUGGCUGCUCAGUCUGCGGGUCAUGCAGUGGCCUCCAAUCUGACCGUGGUGGAUAGAGUUCCGGCAGAUAUGCUGCACAUGGUGGACGCCCAUUGGUACCAGUUUCCGCCGAUGAAUCCCCUGUGGCACUCUUUGCUGGGCUUUGCCAUCGCCGUUCUCUGCUUCAUCUCGGUUGUCGGCAACGGAAUGGUCAUGUACAUCUUCACCAACACCAAGACGCUCCGGACCCCAUCCAACCUGCUAGUGGUCAAUCUAGCCUUCUCGGACUUCCUGAUGAUGUUUACCAUGGGACCGCCAAUGGUGAUCAACUGCUACUACGAGACCUGGGUCUUUGGCCCAUUCGCUUGCGAGGUCUACGGCAUGUUCGGAUCGCUGUUCGGCUGCGUUUCGAUCUGGACCAUGACUAUGAUUGCGUUCGACCGUUACAAUGUCAUCGUGAAUGGCCUUUCUGGCAAACCUCUGACCAACAACGGCGCUUUGGCUCGGAUCUGCGGAGUGUGGGUUUCAACCUUGGCCUGGACCUUGGCUCCGUUCUUCGGCUGGAAUCGUUACGUGCCGGAAGGAAACAUGAGCGCUUGUGGAACCGAUUAUCUGACCGACACCUUCAGCAGCCGCUCGUACAUUCUGGUUUACUCGAUCUUCGUGUACUUCGCGCCUCUGUUUCUGAUCAUCUACUCGUACACCUUCAUCAUCAAGGCCGUGUCUGCUCAUGAAAAGAACAUGCGCGAACAGGCCAAGAAGAUGAACGUUGCCUCGCUGCGAUCGUCCGAAGCUCAGAACACCAGCACCGAAAUGAAGCUGGCCAAGGUCGCUCUGGUCACGAUCUCGCUGUGGUUCUUGGCAUGGACUCCAUACCUGAUCAUCAACUACACCGGUAUCUUCAAGGCGUCUCCGAUUAGCCCUCUGGCCACCAUCUGGGGAUCGCUGUUCGCCAAGGCCAACGCCGUGUACAACCCGAUCGUGUACGGAAUCAGCCAUCCCAAGUACCGAGCUGCUCUGUACCAGAAGUUCCCAUCGUUGUCCUGCACGGACCCUGCCGACGAUUCGCAGUCGGUGGCUUCCGGAACUACGACUGUUGUGUCGGAGAAGUCGGAAAAGACGGAAUCUGCUUAAAGGGACAUGAUAAUGUUGAAAUGGUUACUAUGUAUUGAUAGAGUUUUGAAUAUAGUGAGCAAUUUUUAGGAA